Poecilia latipinna (sailfin molly) is the source of this 4542-nucleotide messenger RNA. RefSeq names its product WD repeat domain 75 (gene wdr75). Gene Ontology annotation, cellular component: nucleolus; small-subunit processome. The coding region runs from base 1526 to 4039 and encodes 837 amino acids. Lineage: Eukaryota; Metazoa; Chordata; Actinopteri; Cyprinodontiformes; Poeciliidae. Gene Ontology annotation, biological process: positive regulation of transcription by RNA polymerase I; ribosome biogenesis; positive regulation of rRNA processing. The transcript is spliced from 21 exons. Gene Ontology annotation, molecular function: RNA binding; protein binding. The record is from RefSeq and is a predicted model, not a curated record.
UAAAUAUUUAGCUGGCUAGCUAUAACAGCCACUUUAACACAAAGAUAGCUUGAACAAAUAAAUUUCCUGGAGGAGUCAUGCUGUGGGACUGCUGCUGUCUCUGUUUCCUCUGAAUUUUAAUAAAUUAUUGAGUAACUUUAGACAUCACACAGUGAGUCACAGAUUAAUAUCGGGAAUAAAACCAACAUGAUGUGUGACUGAAAGUGAGAGUUGACCUGAGGUGUUGGUUUCAUAUCAGUCAUAAUGAAUUAUAAUGUUGAUAACUUUCUCUGUCUGACACCGACAGUCAGAAGAAACUAAACAUUAGAGGUUAAACAGGAAACACUUUCUUCAAAGCACAGUGGCUAAAUGUUGCCAUUUUAAGUUGAAUACAUUUCAGGGUGUCAUAAUUUAUUCCUCAACAGAGAUGAUAUCCUUAAAAUGUUUUGAAAGGAAAACAGUAAAUUUCGUUGAUUUAUAUCAGGGGUGUCCAAAGUGGGUCCUGGAGGCCCGGCAUCCUGCAUGUUUCAGUUCUCUCCCUGGUGGUAACAACGUUUUCAGCAGGUCAGGGUUCCUCUUAGGCCUCGAACAGCCAUCAUUUGAUCCAGGUGCGUUAAACCAGGGAGAGACUAAAACAUGCAGGAUGCCGGGCCUCCUGGACCCACUUUGGGGACCCCUGAUAUAGAUACUUGCUUUUCAUAGUCGGUUAAUAAUUUAAACUGUGGUCUGCUGACACCUAGUGGAGAAAGUGGUUGAUUGCCUGACAGACAUAAUAAGGUCUAUCAUCUGGUCUGCUCUCCUUUCAGUGACUCUUUAAACUAUUUCAUCUCAUCACCUGAAAAAUUUAACAAAUAGAAACAUUUUCAUUUUGACCCAAUGAAAAUCCACAACAAAUCCAAACUUGUCCUCCCAAUUCUUCUUUUUUAAACUUUCUGCAGUAUGUUUUAUGUAAUCCCACCGGCAUUAAUUAAUCAUUAAACAUCCGUACUACUGGGUGUGCUGUGGUGGUGCAGCGUUUAAGCACAACCCAUGCAUGGAGGCCUUAGUCCUCGACUCAGCCGUCGCAUGUUCGAUUCCCGGUCUGGCGACCUUCGCUGCAUGUCUUUCCUCUUCUCUCAUUACCAACUUUCCUGUCGAUUAACUAUCAAAUAAAGGCCACUAGAGCCAAUAAGACCUUUAAAAAAAACAUCCAUACUACAACAUUUGCAGCUUAUGAAUGGCUCCAAACCUCUGCAUGAGCAUUCACACAGAGUGAAACAAUAAUAAUAACAUGCUGAUAGUUGAAGUAAAAGAAAUCUCGAUGAGUCGGUUAGUGAAUGAAAGGAAGUCCGAGUCUUCUUCAUCGAACAGAUGCUGAUCAUUUCGCUUCUUUUCAUCCCAUAAUGCCAGAACACGUCCGACACGACCGUCCCAACGUAGCCAUGUCGAUUACGUUCAAAACAUUUCAUCUGCAGUGCCAUUUCCGCUCGCCAGGUGGCGGUAAGGUUCCAACCGAAAGCUUUACGUAGAGACACCGGGCGGAUAUAACGUCAGCCGGUAUGAAAACAUGGUUGAACAGGCUGAAAUCCGCGUGGUUCACCAAGGUGGCAGUAAUAUAACCUUCAGGGAGCCGGCUAUAAGCUCCGACUCCAGGUUCCUUCUCUGCGCCUCGGGACACAAUGUGAAGGUGUUCAGUACCGUCACUGAGGAGUGUGUCCAGGAGCUGCGGGGCCACACGGACCUGGUGACCGGUGUGCUGCUCAGACCUUCCAACCAUCUGCAGGCUUACUCCUGCUCAGCAGAUGGCACCGUGAGGCUCUGGGACUUCACCGAUGGGAUCCUCAUUAAGACGUACGUCAUCGGGUAUCCCAUCUGCUCCAUCUACGCCUCGGCCAGCCAUGAUGGCGUCAUCUUCAUCGCCACGCCAACGAAAGGAUACAAAACUUUGGAUUCUCUCCAGCUCCUCGCCGUUCAUCUCCCUCAGACUGCCGGCCAGUUGGUGGAGACCUCUGACCUCUCCGCCGUGCUCUCUGACGUCAGCGCCAACCCGGCGACCGUCGCCUUCGGCAGAGCGGGAGAGUACGUGGCCUCGACGAACGGCGUUCAGCUGCAGAUCUUCUUCUUCAAGAAGCAGAAGUCCUUCAGAUUCUCUCUGAAGGAAAACAGCUGCAGCGGCCGCAGGAACACGUUCACCUGCGUCGCCUGCCACCCGACGGACGACUGCAUCGCCACGGGACACGAAGACGGAAAGAUCCGACUCUGGAGAAACUUCGACCAGAAGAGGGAGUACACCUACCGCACCCUGCACUGGCACCACAGCACCGUGCGCGCGCUGUGCUUCACUCCUGAAGGCUCCAACCUGUUGAGCGGCGGCGUGGAGUCGGUUCUGGUCCAGUGGCGGUACCAGCAGGAGAGCCAGCAGGACUUCCUGCCGCGCCUCGGCGCCGCCAUCACUCACAUCGCCGUGUCACCAGAUGGGGCGCUGUUCUGCACCUCCCACAGCGACAACAAAAUCGUGCUCAUCCAGAGUUGUGUGAAAGUGUCGUCCAUCAUUCAGGGUCUGGUCAAAGGCGAAGCCGUCCAGACGGACCUGAUGGUCGACCCGCGCAGCAAAGCUCUGGUUCUGAAUGGGAAACCGGGUCACCUGCAGUUCUACUCCCUCCAGAGAGACAGACUGCUGUUCAACCUGGACGUGGUGCAGCAGGAGUUCAUUCACCAGGAGGGUCUGGACCAGUUCCAGGUUGUCAUGGCGACGCUGGAUGGCGCCGGCGCAUGGUUGGCCACGGUGGAGGAGCGGAAGCAGGAAACGGUGGAGGCGGAGCUUAAUCUGAAGCUGUGGGCGUUUGAUGAGCCGAGCCAGAGCUUCGUUCUGAACACCACCGUCUCGACACCCCACGAGGUCCGGAUUACGGCCGUGACCUUUGACCCGGCGGCCCGUGGCCAGACCUCCCUGCUGGUCUCCUGCGGCCGAGACGGACUCUUCAAAGCCUGGAGGCUGGCGCCGCCAGCCCACCCGGACGACGGCGGUCCUUCCUGGACAUGUGACUUCGUGUCAGGCUAUCACGGCCUGACGCCGCAGCGCUGCUGUUUCUCCGCCGACGGCUCGCUGCUGGCUGUCGGCUUCCAGGAAGUGGUUACCGUCUGGAGCCCCGCCUCCUGGGAGCUGCUGCUCACGCUGUCGCAGCCGCCGGGCAUCAUCAGGGAUCUCUGCUUCGGCCGGCUGAGCUGCUCCAAGUUUCUCCUGGGAACAACCAGCAGCGACCAGCUGUGCUGCUGGAACCUCCUCACCUGCUCCUUGGAGUGGAGCACGUCCAUGGAGGUGAGCCUGCUGCUGGCAGAUCCGCUGUCUGACAACAUGGCCGCCUUCUGCCACCAGGACGGAAACACAGACCUUUUUGUCUUCAAGCCCAGCGAGCCGCGGCCGCUGUUUUCCCAGAAGGCCGUGUGCUCGGGGCGGGUGAGCCGCGCCGUCUUCGCCCCCAGGGAGGUGGCGCUGGAGAGCUGCGAGGAGAGCAGCCAGUGGCUGAACCGCUCACAGCUCUACUUCCUGACGCCGCUCAUGGACCUGCUGACCUUCAGCACCAGAGCAGAGGAGGAACGGCUGAUGACUGCAAGCAAACAGCUCGUGGUUGACGACAGCGUUGCCAUGACGCCCUUCCAGCUGUUGCUGGGGAAACGCCGACCCCACCACCAAGCAGCGGUGGAGGAUCCGGCGGUCAGACCGCCCGCCGAGCGCCCGGUGCCGCCUGGAGGUUCUGCUGCUGUCAGAGAGCUGCUGCAGAGUCCGGCUCACGUCCUGCCCGCCGCCGCCGCGCUUUGCUCCGUCUUCAUGGAGGCUCUGCUCGGCGUCGCCACGGAAACCAGGGAAAACGAAACCUCAGCGGGAGAAACGCCCAGCGACCCGGAGGAGGAGGAGGAGGAAGAUUCAGAUCAGGAAAUGGAAACCAGAGCAACACGGCCAGAGAGGGGGCUGCUGGAGACGGACAGUGCCGACCCGGUUCUGAGCAGAGCCCAGGUCAGGGAGCUGAGGCGGGUCAGGAAACUGGACCACAGCUGGUUCUCCAGCCUGCUGGACUCCUGAGCACCAGAACCAGAACCUGGGAGCGGUUCUGGGUUUCCUUCCAGGAAGGAGAAGCGACAGGAAGCUGGUUCUGGACUUGGACGGGUUCUGAUCCAAUUCUUCCUGUUGGCUCCAUCGAGCCGGUUCCGUCUGGUUCUGAUGUUUAUUUUAUGACUCCUGAAAUAAUAAACCUCACUGAUGGUUUGUGCUGAUCAGGCAGAACAUUAUGACCAGCGUUAUAGCCAUGUCUGGACAUUUUAGUAGAAAUAUAAUUUUAAUGUUUUUUCUGUGUAGACAUCUUGACGUUCUGCAGACUGUACCUUUAAGAGCCUUUGGCCAUCGCUCUCACUGCAUCUCCACUGGUCAUAAUGUUCUGCCUCGUCCCCGUGACUCAGAUUUUACUAAACAUGAUUGCAGAGAACUGAAUUGGUUUUUUCCUUAAUUUUCUUACAGAAACAAGAUUUUAAUUGUUUUGUUUCCUAAGAACAGAAAAGUUUGGAUACAUUUUUUUUAUUUAUUCCAGU